AUGAAUACCAAAGCGCUGGUUCUCCUAGCUAUUGGGACAUUGGCUAUAGGUCUUGUUGCCACUCAAACUAUCUUGUGCGGCAGAAGGCUGGCUGAGACGAUGGCUUCGAUAUGUGAAAGUGAGAUGGUAAUCAAGAAGUCUGUCCCCAGCUCGAUAGAGGACUAUGAUUACUCCUGGCAGUGGCUGGCUCCGCGUCUCGCGCAUAGAUUGAGCCAGUCGACGAGCCAGUCCAGAACUAAGAGGGGCAUCGUCAGUGAAUGCUGUGAGAAACCCUGCACCAGAGACGAAUUGCUUAACUACUGC
This is a messenger RNA of Iphiclides podalirius (scarce swallowtail), 303 nucleotides long. The record is from the annotation of a GenBank genome assembly. Lineage: Eukaryota; Metazoa; Arthropoda; Insecta; Lepidoptera; Papilionidae.